AGUGUGUGAGACACCAACAGGUCAGCACAUCAACAUGUCCUCAUUCUGAAAUGGACUUCAUUCAUUACUGACCUCCAUCAGAGAGUGUGAGGAAGAAGGGAUCGCCUUUCAUCAGCUGUUGUAGUGCAGGAGAGGCAGCUCCUCUGCUGGAAGAACUGCAGAACCCUGAUCACUGGUUGGUUCUGGAGGACCUGCAGAACCCUGAUCACUGGUUGGUUCUGACAGGAGGCUCAGAGAGCUGUGAGGACUGAAGUCAGCGUGUGCUGCAGGAGAGGACAUUUAGACAUGGACAGCAGGACAGCUCACUCUUUACACUCCAGAAAUAAGACAUUUGUUUAUCUGUGGACUAGCAGGCAGCUCCAGCAGGAGCAGGUAGAAUGGGAGGAUGUGAAUACACUUCUGCAGCGUCAUGGCUUUAAGACGGUGCAUUUUGCAGAUCCCGUAGAAAAUAAGAAUAUUUCAGAUUUGAUUGUGCUGGACAAGAAGUCAGCUGUUGAGGUCAGGAUGACUCUGAGGACGAUGCUCUCAGACUCGGAGAGGAGACAGGCUCUGAUCCAGGAGCUCAUCAAGUCCAACAACCAACUCAAAGAGGAGCUCCAUGAGCACACGAGUGGAGCGGCUCAGCAGUCCCAGAGGGCCACAGAGCUGGAGGGGCUGCUGGACCUGGUGAGGACCAGAGUCCAGGACCUGGAGGACCGCUACCUCGGCAAGGCCGUCCAACAGCACAGCCGCACACAACAACUGCAGCAGGAAAAACAAGAAGCACAGAAACAGUGUCAGGUUCUGGAGCAGAAGCUGUCCAAACAAAGAGAGGAAGCAGCUCAACUGCAGAGGAAACUCUAUUUCACCAUCAAAGAAGAAGAGCGGCGAUCGGCUGGACAGAGUCGGACCUUCCAUCACAUCUGUGACAACGUCAGCCAGCAGGACUCUCCAGCAGAGCAGCAGGUUUUGGAUGUGAUUGACUUCUAUGAGACCAAACUGACUCAGCUGAUGGAUGAGCUCCGAUCUGUCAAAGGUCAACCAGAAGGAUCUCAAGAGGCUCAUCAGACAGGAAUCAAGAAGGUUACUCCAUCUUUCAAAACCAUUCUCAAGGCGUACCAGGAACAGCAAAGAGGAAGCAAAACUCAAAUAGAAGAGCUGAAGAAGGAGGUUGAGAGCCUGAAGCAAGAGUUGGAGACGAGGCCGUCACUCAGAGACGUGAAGUUCUACAAACACAAACUCCGCCUUUUGGAGGGGUCAAACAAGCACAAAGACACGAGAUUGCUUAAAGAAGACAACACAAGUGAGAUCAGUGAGAACGGCGGGGAGGCCAGUCAGUGUGCCCACUAUCACCAUCUGUUGAAUGAGAUCAGAGCUGUUGUGACCAAUCCCAGCGCUCCGUUACGACUGCACAGACAGAAACCCUCCUCAGCUGGUUUGGAGCUGGCUGAGGUUCACUCUCUCCUCCCAACACUGGAGGUCUGGGCCCAGCAGCUCCACCUACUGAAGGAUCUGCAAAGGGCUUUAAAUAAGUUGACUGACAGACUGAUGCCCUGGCAGCCGUCUGAUAGCGGCCAUAAUGCUGCAGAAACAGUGAAGGUGGAGGAUAUGCUGAUGCUGGUGGACACCAUGCUGGAAAACACCUCAGCCGAUGAUGAGAAGGUGCUCAGGAGUCCCACUCGACACACUCUGGGCUCCAUGGUGACCCACUUCCAGAAGCUGUUUGACGUGACCUCCCUCAGCGGAGUGUACCCGCGUAUGAACGAGGUCUACAGCAGGCUGGGGGAGACGACCAACACCAUGAGGAACCUCCGAGAUGUUCUGCAGCUAGACAGCAGGGUUCCUCCUGCUGAGGUGGUGAACCAGGUGGCCAGACUGGUUUCCUUCACUGAGCACACUGCUGGACUCCAUAAUCUGCUGGGAGAUGCUGAUAUUGACAGUAUCAUCAUCAAAGUGAAGCAGCAUGAAGAGUUCUUCCCUACCUUCCAUGCCCACAUUAUGGAUAUUUUACACACUCUAGGAGUGAGUCACCUGGAUGACAUCCUUCCAGCUCUGAAGUCUUUGAAACAAACAGCACAAUGAAAUCUGCUCUGACUGAACUGACUGUUCAAUGUAAUGAGUGUGACUUUUGAUUUCUUCUAUUAAAAACCAAACAGAUAAAAUAAGUCCAGAG
Anoplopoma fimbria (sablefish) is the source of this 2152-nucleotide messenger RNA. It is a transcript of the gene cep70, whose product is annotated as centrosomal protein 70. NCBI's taxonomy places the organism in Eukaryota, Metazoa, Chordata, Actinopteri, Perciformes, Anoplopomatidae. Gene Ontology annotation, cellular component: centrosome. The transcript is spliced from 16 exons. Bases 286 to 2061 code for a protein of 591 amino acids. Gene Ontology annotation, molecular function: gamma-tubulin binding. Gene Ontology annotation, biological process: regulation of microtubule cytoskeleton organization; cilium assembly. The record is from RefSeq and is a predicted model, not a curated record.